UGCUAUUUGGAAUGCAAAAACUUUGAAGCUCAAUAUCUCAGCCAAAUAAUUAAAACAUUUAAUUUGAUAUGUCUAACCUUCUUCUGAAUCAUUGUCUUACAGAGGAAUAACCUAAUUUUAGUACCAGGAAGAAAGACAAUAUUUUUUUCAUCCCACACACAUUUCUUUUAGUGACACCUCAUGACAAAGAUGGGCAAAAUGAUAAGUAAUAUUUUAAGUUCAAGCAGUUUGUUGACAGCUCUCAGUCUUCUGCAACCACACUGGAGAUAUCUACACAACUUUGAGAAAUUUGAGAGGAGAUUUUGGAAAUCAGAGAUACUUGGAAGCAGAUUUGAGCUGACUAAAAGAACAAAAGAAGAUGAAACAUUUCUUUAGUUUCUAUAUCUUUGCCUCAGUUUUACAAGACCAGGUUUUUAGUACCACCGGUUUUGAUGAAGCCACAGCUCCAGGUGACAUUAUUAUUGGGGGAUUGUUCCCAAUACAUGAAAGUGUUAAUGUUACCAUUGAAGAAGAUGGCAGUGAUACAAGGAUCUGUAACAGGUUCAGCCUGGCUUGGCUGGUCCAGUCUCUGAUAAUGGUGCAGGCAGUGGAGGACAUAAAUAAGAAGCAGGAGUUGGGGAACCUAACCCUUGGAUAUCGUAUACUGGACUCCUGCUCUGACGUUACCACUGCACUCAAAACCACCAUGUCCUUCAGGAAAAACUAUAACAGGAUGGAUGGUGCCGAGCAGCCCUCCCCACCUGUGUUGGCUGUCGUCGGUGGUUACCACUCAGAGAUAUCCGCAGCGGUUACGAGGGAACUCAACCUGGAGUACAUCCCUCAGAUAAGUUACGGUUCCACCUCUAGUCUACUGAGUGAUAAAACCCGUUUUCCAAGCUUUAUGAGGACCGUACCAAAAGACGAUCACCAAGUGCAUGCCAUCAUCACUUUCCUAAAAGGCCACCAAUGGACCUGGGUCGGUGUAGUGACAACUGAUGGUGACUACGGUCACUAUGCAGUUGUACGCCUCCAGCAGCUUGCAAAAGACCACAACAUCUGCUUUGCCUUCAUCUCUAUUCUUCCAGAUGGUCUGGGUGACAACUCACUCAUGAACAGCACCGAAGCUACAGUCAAAAACAUUAUUGAAAAUGUAAAUGUCAAGGUCAUUGUGUCCUUUGCCAAACCUUACCAUAUGAAGAAUCUCUUUAGAAGUCUUCUCAAGCAUUCUCAAGGCAGGGGGAAAGUUUGGGUGGCCAGUGAUAAUUGGUCACAAUCAGCAAAUGUACUGGGAAACUGGACUUUGAGUGACGUAGGUACAAUCUAUGGGACCACGCUUAAAUCUGGAAACACAACCAGAUUUAAGCAGUAUCUCAGUAAUCUUGAGGUAAACCCUGAUCACCACAAGAACAACACAUUCUUGUCUGAUUUUCUAAAGAAACAACAAGUGAAAAGAGACGGGCAUGUAAUGCCCAAUGACACAAUCACUGAGGUAUUAAUGAAGAUGAUAUAUCCAUAUGCUGUGUUCAGUGUUGAGUUGGCAGUUCGAGCUAUUGCUCAGGCUGUUGCAGACCUCUGCGUCAACAGGGACUGUAAGACAAGCCAGAGAUUACAGCCCUUGGAGUUACGAGGAGCCUUAAAGAAAGCAACGUUCCACAUGGAUGGGAAAAACUAUUCAUUCAACAACAAUGGUGACCUCAACACAGGAUAUGAUGUCAUCCGGUGGAGGCAGACCCCACCACAUCACGACAUUGUAGCUCAUUAUAGUAUAAAAAGCAAGAAUUUCUCACAAAAAACAUAUCAAGAUUUCCUACAUGUCACAGGAGAUGUGAUUUCCAGGUGCUCAAACAGCUGUGCUCCAGGCUUCUGGAAGCAGUCAAUGAAGGGCCAGCCCGUUUGCUGCCAUGAAUGCUACCCCUGUCCUGAGGACCACUUUUCCAACACCAGCGAUUCCAUAAUGUGUCAUCAGUGUAAUACUGAGACCCAAUACUCCUCCAUGGGAAGUAACAAGUGUCUCGACAAGAAACCUGUCUACCUGAAAUGGAAUGAUAAGUAUCAUGACACACUGCUGGCAUUUACUGCUCUAGGGGCACUGCUUACCCUUGCUGUUGGGAUCAUCUUCUUUGCACGCUGGAAUACCCCUGUGGUGCGUUCAUCUGUGGGCCCCAUCUGCGUCCUCCUCCUCUUCUCUCUCUUGAGCACAUUUGUGAGUGUGGUACUAUUUGGUGGUGAACCCGAGCAGAGGCAGUGCCAAGCACGACAGGUACUGUUUGGCCUGAGCUUCACCUUAUGUGUCUCCUGCAUCAUGGUCAAGUCCUUUAAGAUCAUCUUGGCCUUUGAGUUUGACCCCAGAAUUAAGAGUGUCCUGAAGAAGCUCUACAAACCUUACAUCAUUAUUGCAGUGUGCUUGUCAGGUCAAGUGCUCAUAUGUGCCCUGUGGCUUGCACUCAAGUCUCCAAAGCCCAAAUGGGAGAAACUGAAAAACAAAGAGGAGCGUCUGCUGAUUUGCAAUGAGAUGUCAUUUCCUGCAUUUGGAGCCAUGUUAAGCUAUAUUGGUGUUUUGGCUCUUAUCUGCUUUGGUGUUGCUUUCAAGGGUAGAAAUCUGCCUCAAAGUUACAAUGAUGCAAAGUUCAUCACCUUUGCUAUGCUGAUUUACUUCAUCUCCUGGAUCAUCUUUGGCCCAGUUUAUGUCAGCGUCACAGGCCAGUACCUCCCAGCAGUGGAGAUGGUCGUCAUCCUCAUCUCAGCCUACGGCAUCCUGUUUUGUCAGUUCUUCACAAAGUGUUACAUUAUUCUGUUCAAGAAAGAAGCAAACACAGAGGAAGCUUUCUGCCAGGAUGUUAGAAAUUAUUCCUCGCAUAAUAAUGCAUAAUGCUCUGAAAUGAUCUUUGACCCUGCUUUAGAUGUGAAGUCCCCAAUGUCAAAUCCACUGAUCAAAGUCCAUCCAUGAGCUCUGGUCUGUCAUCAUGCUCUCUUUCUCCAGUCUCGAACCCACAGCUCACUAGGCUGCAGAACGACCACAAUGUCAAUAAGAGAUAUAUAAGGAGAUAUUCUAGCUUUCCAGGAUCACUACCAGUGUGAUUCACAGUAGUUAAAAAAAAAUCUAUUAUAAUGUUUAAAACUGAAGCAAAAAAUGUAAUGGUUCAAAUAUUAUUAGGUCCGCCACUAACAUUUUAAUUAUUGAGUAAUGAGCUUAAUAUUUUCUAAAUUAAUUGUUUUGUUUAUAAAAUGUCAGAAAAUAUAUUUAAAAAAUCUAUAUAAUUUACCAAAGCCUAAUGUGUACCCUGUAAUAAUUGCAUUACCAUUUAAAAUUAUAUGUUUAUCUGUGUUUCUGUUAUGUUUUUGUAUCCAUUUAAAUAGACAGUAUAUGAUGGUUGACAAUAAUCUUUCUAGAGGUUAAAAUCCUUUCACACAAACCUUAGUCAGGCAAAGAAUUAUUAGUCUUAAUAAACUGUAAUAAUAAACUGUUCUUGAAGUCAAGCAAAUCUUCAAGUCUCAAAAACUAUGAAAUGAUUAAUACACUGCAGCUCUCUGAAAUUUGUAUUUUCUCGUGUCUCAUACCAUAAUUACCUUGUGAAGGCGGAAAAAGUGAAUGGAAAGUUCUGACUGAUCUGUUAUCUGUUAUCAGUCAGAACUGCUAUCUUGUGUUCACAACAAAAUGCUUUUGUUUGGCGUAUAUUUUAGUCUGUAAAAAUGAAACUGAUAAUGACUCAUGGUGCUGGACAAGCAAUUCAAAAAAUGUUCUUUCCUUGUUUUGCAAUUUUGUUGCGUUUCAUUGCCUUGUACUUGUACAUGUAUAAUGACAAUAAAGUUUAAUCUAAUCUAAUCAAUUCUGAAAAAUACAGGGAGAAGCUGCUUUUCUGCAUCUACUUGUCUCAACAUGUCAUUAGGGGAAAACCCUGUUUGAUUUUUGAGUUCCUUGUAGGGAGAAAAGAGAAGAAAAGGAACUGUGGCAUGUUUUAUAAGACAAUGGCAUUAAAAGCUAAACAUCAAAA
This is a messenger RNA of Siniperca chuatsi (mandarin fish), 3971 nucleotides long. RefSeq names its product G-protein coupled receptor family C group 6 member A-like. The coding region runs from base 359 to 2848 and encodes 829 amino acids. Gene Ontology annotation, biological process: G protein-coupled receptor signaling pathway. NCBI's taxonomy places the organism in Eukaryota, Metazoa, Chordata, Actinopteri, Centrarchiformes, Sinipercidae. Gene Ontology annotation, molecular function: G protein-coupled receptor activity. The record is from RefSeq and is a predicted model, not a curated record. Gene Ontology annotation, cellular component: membrane. The transcript has 7 exons.